Dentiscutata heterogama is the source of this 173-nucleotide messenger RNA. The record is from the annotation of a GenBank genome assembly. Lineage: Eukaryota; Fungi; Glomeromycota; Glomeromycetes; Diversisporales; Gigasporaceae.
AUGCGUCGUUUUGCUUUCCUGUUUACAAGUCCAAUCCCAAACAGCGAUGCAUAUGAAGAGUACAAUUCAAACGUUAUCUUAUCAAAUUUGAUUCCGAUUCGACCAUGUGAGCAUGCAGAACUAGGUCAAAGACAAGAAAAAGAAUUUUUUAAGCGAUUGUUUAGUUGUGGAAA